CCCUUGAGGUAAAGGAAGGUUCUUUUGCAUGUUAGCGUGGCGGGUGACCCAAAUUGUCUCAAGAUCGUCACGUAUAGUCUUCUUGAGAGGGAACAAACAUCAUUUCGUUUUGAAGCGUUUUCUCACCACGACACCGUUCAUUAUGUCGUCAGAAAAUGGAAUCGGGGGUUCGCCUGCCGAAGAGAAGGUCACAUUGGGACCCGAUGGCCAGCCUUUGUCGAAGAAAGCCUUGAAAAAGAUGGAGAAGGAGAAAGAAAAAGAGAAGAAGAAGGCGGAAAGAGAAGCCAAACAGGCUGCUGAGGCAGAGGCUAAAGAUGCUGAGGACUAUGCAAAGGAUCGCUAUGCUGUCCUUCCAAUGGCCCAAUCUCGAGAGAAAACAUCCAAAGUCUGGACUAAAGUGAAAGAUCUGACCUCUGAGGCUGUUGGUAAAAGAGUUUUAGUAAGGGCACGCCUUCACACCACAAGAGGAACAGGUAAGCAGUGCUUCAUGAUUUUACGUGACCGCCAGUACACUGUGCAAGGAAUCUGUGCUGUGAAUGAUGUCAUCAGUAAAGGAAUGGUUAAGUUUGCGACAGGGAUAAACAAAGAGUCUAUUGUUGAUGUUGAAGGAGAAGUGAAAUCUGCUGCUCAGAAAGUUCAGAGCUGCUCUCAAGAAGAUGUGGAGAUCUUUGUUGAUAAGAUUUUUGUUGUAAGUUUGGCUGAGCCAAGACUACCCCUGCAGAUCGACGAUGCCUCACGCCCUGAAACUGAUGAGGAACAAGCUCAUGUGAAUCAAGACACCAAGCUGGAUAACAGAAUUAUUGACCUCAGGACUGUUCCAAACCAAGCCAUUUUCAGUAUUCAAGCUGGUGUGUGCCAUUUAUUUAGAGAGUUCCUCGUGUCUCAAGGAUUUCAUGAAAUUCAUACUCCUAAGAUAAUUUCAGCUGCGAGCGAGGGAGGUGCAAAUGUGUUUGAGGUUACUUAUUUCAAAGGAAAGGCAUAUCUGGCCCAGUCCCCUCAGCUUUACAAGCAGAUGGUACUUUGUGCUGACUUCGAUAGAGUAUUCACCAUUGGAUCAGUUUUCCGUGCUGAGGACAGCAAUACACACAGGCACCUGACAGAAUUUAUUGGUCUUGAUAUUGAGAUGACUUUUAUGGAGCAUUAUCAUGAGGUGAUUGACAUGAUUGGUCGCACCUUUGUCCAUAUCUUCAAAGGAUUGCGUGACAGAUAUGCUGAAGAUAUUGCAAAAGUACAGAAACAAUACCCAAGUGAACCUUUUAAAUUUCUGGAACCAAGUUUGGUGUUGAACUAUUGUGAAGGAGUUGACAUGCUGAGGGAAGCUGGAAUAGACAUGAAUUAUGAUGAAGAUCUGAGCACUCCAAAUGAGAAAUUGUUGGGAAAACUUGUCAAGCAGAAAUAUGACACAGACUUCUUCAUUUUGGACAAGUAUCCACUGUGUGUCCGUCCAUUCUACACUAUGCCAGACCCACACAAUCCUGAAUGGAGUAAUUCAUACGACAUGUUCAUGCGCGGAGAGGAGGUUCUUAGUGGAGCACAGCGAAUACACGACUCCGACCUGUUGGCAGAGAGAGCCAAGCUUCAUGAAAUAGAUUUGGAGAAGAUCAAGGCCUACAUUGACUCAUUUCGUUAUGGUGCACCACCUCACGGCGGUGGAGGAAUAGGCCUUGAGCGAGUAGUCAUGCUGUACCUGGAUAUUCAUAAUGUCCGAAAGAGUUCCAUGUUCCCACGUGACCCAAAGCGUGUCACUCCAUGAGAGGAAGAGCUAAACCAUAUGAAGAAAGCCAAUCAAAUUUCCGUGUCACUGAUGCUACUUAAUGAGAACGCAACCUUAAAGAAAAUUCUAUUUUACCUCAUGAUAAUUCUAUUUUACUUUAAUGAUAAUUCUAUUUUCACGAAAUGUAAUACACAAGAAAUGCUGCUGAAUCUAAGCUAUUAGGAAAUGAUUGGUUUAACUAGGAAUUUCAUUUUGAUAACUUGACUCUGAAGUUUUUAACAUGCGAUCAGGCGUGAUUGCAGGUUAUGGAAUACAUCACUUUUCAAUGCUUGUUUGUCUUUGUUUCCAUAAAUUUGCUGGUAGUUUGUCCAGACUUUGUUAAUCGAAGUCCAUCUGCUUAAUUUUUUUUGUAUGUGUACAUCUGAAGAGGUAUUCAGUACGCGCCGAGCGAAUUUUUCCAACCUUAUCUAAGAAAAAAGAGGGGUUUUUGUUCUCCGGGUGCAUCGCAGGAUUUGUUGUUACGACAAUCACCGGUAUAGUUGUGUCCAAACAAGUCGGCCAGCGAUCUCUUUCUCGAACUGUACUGAGAAUGUAUUUUCUCAAACAUGAAGAAACUGUACCCCUAAACGAUGGGAAAUUGAGCUCAGUUGCCCAAGUGGCGUCCGGGCAUCUUCUAACUUUGUUUCUAUGCGGGGAUUUUGCUUUUGUACCCAGAUCUUCAAUCCAAAAUGGCACAAAUUCUCUUACUUAUAGGGUCAUGAGAAUAAAGAAAAUGGUCACCAGGGAAGGAACCUUUUGAUUGGCAAACAAAUUCUCCCUGUCAACACCUCAGGAAAUGUAUAAAGAACAGUGUGGAGAAUAUGCAUACUGAUGUUAGACUGUAAAGGGUUAAGUAAAUACGGGCGAUGGAAGAUCACCUUCCAUCAUCUCGUGAGUAUCAUGGACGGAAGUGGGGUUAUUUUGGGAUAUGCCUGACCACCAAAGGAUGUCUCACCUGAUACGGUGGGAAUGACUUCCAUGUACUCAUCAACAGGUUUCAUUACAGCUAUUGAAGGGCAUUAUGCAGGGCGUGUCGUGAGUUUACUUAACCCCACCUCGAAGAAAAAAACGCAGCUUAGAAGCGGUUGACACUUGUACGAUAAUUUAAUCUUCGCCGGUCUUGUAAUCGACUAAGGUCAACUGUAACGACGUUUUUUUUUUUAAAUAUUCUCGUAGGCAUCUCUAAAUGGUGACAGGUAAAAAUACUGAUGUGGCAUAAUUACUGAAGAGAAAUGUUAGCUGAUGACUGGCAAACUUCAGCUAGAUGACGAGCAAGCCUUAGCCAUCCCAUGUUUCUCCAUGAGGAUACGAUAUAAUCCGAUGCUAUCUGAUCGGAUAUCAAAACACAGUCACUAUACAACGAUAAGCUUUGUCAGAUUGGGUCAUUCUUUCAUGUCAUUCAACACUGGAAAGGUUUCUUCUUCCAUCUGUUAACCUGUGCCAAAAAGAGGGUAUUUUUCUCACGUUGUCGCAUUAUCACGAAAGCACUUUGGCUACGUUCUGUAAAGCUCUUGCCAAGUAAUUCUAUGGGGAUAAAUCUUAAUUGAGAAGGACGUGUAAAGACGCUUGCUGUGUAAGAAAUCUGAGAUUACUUUUUGACCUAGCUUCCGGAUUUUUCGGAUCAUUUUCGUGGGUUUUCUCCAAAAAACAUACGACACUCUAAGUUUGGGGUCACAUAUCAUGCCAGACAGAAUUGCAAGGGUGGUAGAGUGAGGAUGUUCGGGAAACUGCAAUGAAUUAUUGCGCUGUUUACUUACAUAACAAGGAGUGAAUUUCGAUUACUUGCCAAAAUAUUUUCGGAAGUUGUUGCUUCAUUGCACAGACGGAUGUACGAGUUGCCCGGCCUUCUAUCACUGUUGAAGCAAUGACCAUAGAAUUGGUGUAUUUGAGAAGGAAUGUCGCUGUUUUGAUUAUCCUUACAGCCGCUGUAAUAUUCGCGGUAACAGCUGAAGGAAACGAAGGAGAUUUGUUUAGAUCAGCACAAAGAGGAGCAACCCAUUGUGAGGUGGCCAUAAAGAAAUGCACAGCAAUGUACACAAAGAACUUAAAAGAUAUCACUUCUGAUGAACAUGUGUGUCUAAUGUUGGCAGCUUAUAAACUUUGUCUUGUGACAGACGCAGCUUCAUGUACAAUGGACACUACAUACCACACCCUUACUACUGUAGUUUCCCAGUUGUUCCAUGGUUUGUGUGUGGACAGCAGUGCGAACUAGAAGCAUCAUGAACAGUCUUCAUCAAUGGGAAAACUUUGAUGUGUAAAAAGUUAAAACACAACAAUUAUUGCAAACCAGCGGGAGUAACAAGUACAAGAACAGCACAAGAUCGUUUCAUGACUCAUGGGAUUUGCUGCAGAUGUAACAGGCUCUCUAAUUCUUUUGCAAGAAAUGGGAUAGCUCUCCUUCCCUGAAUGUCCAUCAACUCUCAAGAAACUUUCUACCAAUACUUCAAUGACGUGCUACAGAUAGUUUCAAAAAAUUUAUAUGGGUUCAAUCAAUUUCCACUACCCAUGUAUUAAGGGAGGGGGAUAAGGAAUGGAGUGGGGGGGGGGGGAAGGAACAUAGGGGAGGAGGAAGCAGGGUUGACUAUUCUGAGUAACAGCUGGUAGUCAGGUUGACUGCAGUAAGAUGCCAUGACAGGACUCAUUGACAUGUAACACCCACCUAGCAUCAUUAAAAGAAGUUAUUAAAGAAUAAAUAAAGGAGAUAAGUUUGUAGAGAAACUGUAAUGCUGGGUCAGUGGGAGUAUAAAAGGAUGGUUUGGUUCCAUCAGCUUAGUUGAUGAUGUAAAUUGGCCAUCGCAAGCAGCUGCCAAGCUGAUGUUUUGAGUGUUAACUCUUUGUCAUUCCCAUUCAAGGAAUAAUCCAGCAUAAAUUCACAACUAGAGAAUUUUUUUUUAUUCUGUAGAGGGCUUUGUUUUGAAAACCUACAUACUAAGGGAAAUAUCUGUUAAAAGAUGUGACUGCCAGAACUAGUAUGAAACUACCACCAACAUCUAAUGAUUCUAACCUCAUCAAGAUUUAAAUAAGAUGUUCCUGAAUGAUCAGUAGCAAAUAAUUUCAGCUGAUUUUGUUAAACAUGGCAAAAACUACAGCAGUUGUCAAACAAGAUGCUCCUGCAUAAGGAACACUUGAGUCUAAUGAUAACUUCCAACUUCCACAGUCCUUCAUGUUUUGGCUCCUUAACACUUCAAAGCAAGGGAAACUUAAAAAAAAACACUAGCAGUGAGACAGCUUGUCUAUUACCAAUAUCAA
Messenger RNA from Pocillopora verrucosa, 5002 nucleotides. The record is from RefSeq and is a predicted model, not a curated record. Lineage: Eukaryota; Metazoa; Cnidaria; Anthozoa; Scleractinia; Pocilloporidae.